This is a messenger RNA of Rangifer tarandus platyrhynchus (Svalbard reindeer), 411 nucleotides long. The record is from the annotation of a GenBank genome assembly. Lineage: Eukaryota; Metazoa; Chordata; Mammalia; Artiodactyla; Cervidae.
AUGGAUAAUAGCCACAUAAAAGACAAUCCAGGCUAUCUUAGGAUGAGGACACAUCAUUCCUGUGAAAAGCACCUAAGUCCUACCAUUAAGCUCUGCUAUCAAGCAAGUGAAUACUUCUCCCCUCCCUGCCCCCCAUUGAUCUGCCCUCCAUUAUCACCCUCUCCGGAUGGAAAUGGUGGCUUUUAUAAAAUCAAGGACCUCUUACAGACACAAACAGGUAACCAACCCCCAUCCCCACCCCCAUGGCUUCUGAAAAAUCCUAUAAAUUACAUCAAAAGUGAGUCAUUCCUCCACUUGACUGUCAGCAACAUGGCACAGGAACUGUUUCCUUUUUACUCACCACCCUGUGCCCUGAGCCGGGCACCCAGCAAACACUUCAAGCAUUAUUUGUUGGAUAAAUGCCUUUGUUAA